AUGAUCAACGUCCUGCUGUUCAAGCUCUUCAUCAUCCUCGUCCUAGCAGCCCCCGGCCAAGCGCAAUACGGCCCCGGGGGCUACUGGAACGGCGCGGGCUACCCAGGCGGUCCUCAAGGAAGCGGCUUCCGCGGCGGGCCGGCCUUCGACGUCGACGAGGCGACUCGUGUGCGCGCCAUCCAUGGAGUUUUGGGCGCUAUCGCCAUGGUUGCGCUGUUCCCCGGCGGUAGCAUCCUAAUCCGACUUUUGCCCGGCAAGUUUGCAUUGUGGUGUCAUGCCAUUGCGCAGAUGAUUGCCUUGGCCGUGUUCGCCGCGGCGGUGGGGAUGGGGAUUAAGUUGGUGGAGAUUGUCAAGAUUCCGGUUCGGGAUGGAGGUAACGGGGAGGUUGUUAGGGAUGGGAGUAUAUUGGCCAACCCUAACAUCAACUACCACCCGAUCAUCGGCCUCAUCGUCUUCGCCUGCCUCGUAGUCCAACCUAUCCUCGGCAUCAUCCACCACCUCAAGUUCAAAAAACUCCGCCGCCGCCAGGCCUGGUCGUACCUGCAUCUCUUCAACGGACGCAUCUUCAUCAGCCUGGGCAUCGCCAACGGCGGAUUUGGGCUGUGGCUCGCGCGCGCUUCGGCCGCCGUCAAGCUGGCGUACAUCGCAACGGCGGCGACGGUGUGGACGCUGUGGAUGCUGUUCGCCCUGCGAGGGGAGAUGAAGCGGGCGAAGGAGAAGAGAGGUCGGAGCAGGGAAGGGUCAGAGAUGGAGAUGGGAUCGAGGGGGUUAUUUGGGAGGAAGAGGUUUAGUGGAAACUCGGCUUUCUAA
Messenger RNA from Thermochaetoides thermophila DSM 1495, 810 nucleotides. RefSeq lists its product as uncharacterized. Lineage: Eukaryota; Fungi; Ascomycota; Sordariomycetes; Sordariales; Chaetomiaceae. The transcript has 3 exons. The record is from RefSeq and is a predicted model, not a curated record. Bases 1 to 810 code for a protein of 269 amino acids.